AUGCCGUCGACUGAGAAGCCGUCCGUCCCGCCGGCUGCGAAGCCUCGCUUCGGCAGCACCUUCGACCCCUACAAUUCAAGUAGCACAGGCCACCAGCGUCCAGAAAACACCCCGGGCGCGACGACGGGGUGGCGAACCAGCCGCGUCCGGAAGCUCUCGGAGCAGUUUGCUGGCGGCCACUCGGGCGGGGCCCGCAUGAGCGACACCUACGGCGCCGGCAGCGAGGACUUUGACGAGAAGCUGAAGAUGGUGGUGCCGAAGGACGUCAAGGCUCGAGCAAAGAUGAGCGUGGCCGACAUGCUUGCCCGGCCCGGGCUGAUGAGGGGCGGCUCCUCCGUCUCCGAGACAGGGUCCGCGACGUCAGCCACGGGCGGAAACUCCACGAGUGAGGAGGGGAUUCUCGAGGCUCACCGGAAGGAAGAUGAGGAGAAGGAGCCGAAGAAGGCCGCCGGCAGGGGCUUGUUCGAAGGUGUCACGGUCUACAUCAACGGGAGCACGCACCCCAUCAUCUCCGAUCACCGACUCAAGCGCGUGCUGGUUGAGAACGGCGGGCGUAUGUCCAUCCAUCUCGGCCGGAGACAGGUCACGCACGUAAUUGUCGGGAGGCCGGCGAGCGUAGGGGCCGGGGCUGGUGGAGGGCUAGCGGGCAGUAAGUUAGACAGGGAGAUACGUAAAGUCGGCGGGUGUGCCGUGAAGUAUGUCAGCGUCGAGUGGCAGGGUUUUGGAGAGUCUUAA
Colletotrichum graminicola M1.001 is the source of this 735-nucleotide messenger RNA. RefSeq names its product BRCA1 C Terminus domain-containing protein. The transcript has 2 exons. NCBI's taxonomy places the organism in Eukaryota, Fungi, Ascomycota, Sordariomycetes, Glomerellales, Glomerellaceae. The coding region runs from base 1 to 735 and encodes 244 amino acids. The record is from RefSeq and is a predicted model, not a curated record.